GGAGGAGGAGAAAGACGAAAAAGAAAGGAAAAGAGAAGAAAAAAGUAAGAGAGAGAGAGAGACACUCGACUCGAGAAAAGAGAAAGAGGGAAGAGAAAGAGAUCGCGGGAGAUCAUCGGUGAAGAGAAAAUGGCCUCGAGCUGUUCCAUCCGGUGUGGUUCGAGAAAUAUCCUGGUGAAUGCUGCCGCUACGUUCCUCGCGCUCCUCGUCGUUCUUCGAUGUUUCGCCAACGCCGAGAAACCAUCUCCGUGCCAGAGAUAGCGGAUAGGAAAGAAACGGGAUUGUUUCGAAUAUACACGAUCCGACGGCCGAGAGUGUGUGCGUGUACGUGUGCGUGUUGGGCUUGCAGCGACGUUUACUGCCGAGGCGAGUUGCUGCACACGAUACAGAUGGCCUCGAUCUACAAGGACUCGAAAACGUUCGUCGACAUGAAGAUGAAACGUCCGCCUGACGAGACGUUGAAGUCGUUUCGAGAGUUCAUGGAGCGGCACGAACAGAUGCCAACCAGGUACCAGAUCGAGCGAUUCGUCAACGACACGUUCGACCCGGAAGGAUCCGAGUUCGAGGAUUGGGAUCCGGACGAUUGGACGUUCAGGCCCAAGUUUCUCUCCAGAAUUCUCGACGACGAUCUUCGUAACUUCGCCUCAGAGUUGAACGGUAUAUGGAAAAUGCUCGGGCGAAAGAUGAAGGACGAUGUCCGCGUGAACGAGGAGCUCUACUCGAUCAUUUACGUGCCGCAUCCGGUCAUCGUCCCCGGAGGCAGAUUUCGCGAAUUUUAUUACUGGGACUCGUAUUGGAUCGUGAAAGGAUUGCUCCUCUCGGAGAUGUACACAACCGUGAAGGGAAUGUUGACCAAUUUCGUCUCCCUCGUGGACAAGAUCGGUUUCAUACCGAACGGAGGCAGGAUAUACUACACGAUGAGAUCCCAACCGCCCAUGUUGAUUCCCAUGGUGGACGAGUAUCUGAAGAUCACUCACGAUUACGAGUGGCUCGAGAACAAUCUUUACCUCCUCGAGAAGGAGUUCGACUUUUGGAUGACCAAUCGGACGGUCGAGAUCGAGGUGGACGGUGUCAAUUACGUGUUGGCCAGAUACAACGAGCAGUCGUCCGGCCCUCGGCCGGAAUCCUACAAAGAGGAUUACCUUACCAGCCAAAGUUUUCGCACCAACGAAGAGAAGGACAAUUAUUAUUCCGAGUUGAAAACGGCUGCCGAAUCCGGUUGGGAUUUUUCCAGCCGUUGGUUCAUACUGGACGGCACGAACAAAGGUAAUCUGACCAAUUUGAAAACGAGGUACAUUAUCCCGGUCGACUUGAACUCGAUAAUAUAUCGGAACGCGGUGCUGCUGGCACAGUACAAUCAAAGGAUGGGAAACGAAUCGAAAGUGGCGUAUUACCAGAAAAGGGCGGCCGAGUGGAAGAGGGCGAUUCAGGCUGUGCUGUGGCACGACGAGGUCGGCGCGUGGCUCGACUACGACAUAUUGAACGACAUAAAGAGGGAUUACUUCUAUCCGACCAACAUCCUCCCCCUGUGGACCGAUUGCUACGACAUCGCGAAGAGGGAGGAGUACGUGUCGAAGGUGCUCAAGUAUCUGGAGAAGAACAAGAUAAUGUUGAAUCUUGGCGGUAUACCGACCACGCUCGAGCACUCGGGCGAGCAAUGGGAUUAUCCCAACGCUUGGCCGCCCCUGCAAUAUUUCGUGAUCAUGGCGUUGAACAAGACGGAGGACCCGUGGGCCCAGAGGCUCGCCUAUGAGAUAAGCGAGCGAUGGGUACGAAGCAAUUACAAGGCGUACAACGAGACGCACAGCAUGUUCGAGAAGUACGACGCGACCGUCUCGGGCGGGCACGGGGGCGGUGGCGAGUACGAGGUCCAGCUAGGUUUCGGUUGGAGCAACGGGGUCAUCAUGGAUCUGCUGAACAGGUACGGGGACAAAUUGACGGCCGAGGAUCGUUUCGUGGCUACCUUCCAUUCCAACUCGACCCCUCAACCGGUCGUCGUCUCGACCGCCGGCCAAGUGAUGACCGGUAUUCUCGCUCUCGUCAUAUCCUUGGCCGCAGGAUUUAUCGGAAUGGUGGUGUACAAAAGGCGGCAUUAUUACGUACCGGGCCCGUCCACGAUGCCAAACAAGAGGAAAGUAAUAUCGCCGAGUGGGAAUCUUUACCGAAAGAGGAUCGCUUACACCGAGCUCAAGGACAUGAACAACUAUUGACGACCGUUGCUCUUCUAGAGAGCCCAAGCUUCUGUGCGAAGCGACCGUUGAAGCGCGAUAACGGCGAAGCGCGGGGCGAGGCGAGACAAGGACAAGUAAACAAACACUUGGUCGAACUUGGUUCCCAUUGUUACUUCAACUGCCGUGAUCAUCGGCCGUGAAAUCGACCAAAACACUGUGCAAAACUCGCCCGAUAUUUCGCUCUCGCGCAAUUCGAUCGUGCACUAACCGCGUGUGUACCACCACCACCACCACCACCACCACUACCACCACCAUUACCACCACCAUAUCACCACCACCACCACCACCACUACUAUUAUUACUACUACUAUUUAGUAGAAUUUUUUCACUCGCGAACGAUCGUUCUCUUCGAAUGAUCGCGAUUCGCGUGUGUUCACCAGACGUCUCUCUUUUUAUUUUUUUUUUUUCUUCUUUCUCCGUUUUCGACGAUAAAUCGAUUGUACGCGUUUCGAUUAGCGAGGAAGCGGGGAAGGUGAUACGGUGAAACGGCGACACGGUGAUACACGGUACCGACUCGUUCCUAUUGAUCGUCGCGUUUUAAACCGACGACCGUUUCCUUCUUCCCUCCCUAAUUUUCGAAAACGCGCACGGCAUCAUCGCGAAUUCGAAACGAAUUCGCCGUUCCUCUCGUUGUGCGGACCCCCUUCCCCCUUCGCCUCUCCCCUUACCCUUCUCCCCGAAGCAUCCGGCCUAAUUAUCUAACAACAUUUUUCUUCACUGCGAUCGCGUGCUCGACGACACGAAAUCGAGUUUGACGAUUUGAAGAGAGGAUCGAUUAGCGGACGAUCGAGGAAAUCGAUAAUAAUACGGUCGUGUAACUCGUAGAAACGAGAUCGCGCUUUUUACGUCAUGUUGUUUAUAGACGAGAGAUCGUCGUUUAAAUGAUCGAUCGAGAUGUAUAGAUAAAAAAUUUUCGAUAAAAAUCUUGUAUUUUUCCGGAUAUUUUUGUAUAAGGUGAACCCGUUUAGCCGCUUGCGCGAUUUAGUCAAAAAUCCACACUGACGAUGGCGCACCGUUCGCCGUCUCGUAACGUAUUCUUCUCUGUUCGUAAAUAGAAGAAACGGCUCUUUAUAUAAUUAUCCGUAUUCGCGGAUUCGAUUGCGGGAAUAAAAUAUUGGAAGGGAAAAAAAAAAAAAAAAAAAAAAAAAAGAAUGGAGGAUCGAACGGUUCGCCGAUCGUUGAUUAACGAGCAAACAUUUGCGUUUUCAUGAUUUUUCGACAUUGUUCGAAGCACUGUUACUUUUAUCGUGAACAACGCGAGAUGCGUACGUAUAAAUAUAGAUAAAUAUAGUUAGUUAAUUAGAUAGAUAAAUGAAUAGAUUAGUUAGAGAAUUUUGUGUUACAAAUGUGAACGAAUACGCGCCGUUCGAUUUUGCCGCGAAUCAAUUAAGUAAUAAUAAACGGUCGGUAGAAAAUCGAUAUCGCGGUAUUUCGUUGAACGCUACGAAUGAUGAAAUUUGAAACCGGAUUGCGCCCAGAGGACGAAAACGAUACGCUCAAAUACAAGUUUCUCGUUAUCUACGAAAUAUCAUUUCUAUGUAUUUUCGUAUGCGUAUCCCGAAAUCUCUACACGAGAUAUCUCGAUAUCAUCUGUUGUGUACAUAUAUAUAUAUACAUAUAUGUCUAUAUAUCUAUAUAUAUAUAUAUAUAUAUAUAUAUAUAUAUCAAAUUAAUUUGUUAUUUUGACGUUUUCAUCAACGAUGGUGGAAACUCUAGUUAUCUCGUUCGUGCAGGAUAUCAUUCGCUGUUAUUUUUCAGCCAAUGAAACGGGCGCCAAUUUUGACAAGCAGGAUCUUAGAGAAAACUGUCGCCGCGAUUUGUAAAACAAAAUAGAACGAGAAUCUUAACUGAUUUUCUUAGAAUCAAAAGAAAAAUAUUAUUUCGUAUAAAUGCAUUAUAAUACUAAUCGAAAAAAAAAAAAAAAAAAAACGAUGUUCAUUUUCGAGGAUGAACGAAUAAUUCAACGUCGUAGAAAUCUCUUUCGAGAGACGUUAUUGUUUCGUUUAUUAUCUCAUUUAAAUAUUCUCAUAUCCUUAUUAUUUAUUUAUAGAUUUUUUUUUUUUUCCCCCUUUGACUUAUCACGAUGCACGUUUUUCCCUAUUGUUGCUUACGGAAUCUCGUUUCGGGAAAACCAACCGUUCAACAUGUUUUUAUCGUCAGGCUUCGUGGCGAAGAGCCAAGUGAGAACAUCGUGAAAACUCUUACGCGUUGCGAUAUUUUGAUCAUUGUGAUAUUUGGAAAUUUAGAUAACAAAAUAUUAUUUUUCUCUCUCUUUCUUUCUUUCUCUCUCUCUCUCUCUCUCUCUCUAUCUCGAACUAUUUCUUCUUUCUCCCGUUUUACUUUUCGUAAACAAAUCGCCAUCCCUCCAUAUUGGUUAGAAUGGAACGUUUCGAAUCGUUGAUUCGAUUCCGUUCAGCGAUUUGUAAUCGAUCGAUUAUAUCGAUACAGAGAAAGUCGAUAUUGAACAUUGUCUGAGCGUGAAUCGAGUAUUUUUUCAUUUUUUUUUU
Apis mellifera (honey bee) is the source of this 4738-nucleotide messenger RNA. RefSeq names its product trehalase. Gene Ontology annotation, biological process: trehalose catabolic process. NCBI's taxonomy places the organism in Eukaryota, Metazoa, Arthropoda, Insecta, Hymenoptera, Apidae. The transcript is spliced from 6 exons. The coding region runs from base 219 to 2210 and encodes 663 amino acids. Gene Ontology annotation, molecular function: alpha,alpha-trehalase activity. The record is from RefSeq and is a predicted model, not a curated record.